Messenger RNA from Adineta ricciae, 789 nucleotides. NCBI's taxonomy places the organism in Eukaryota, Metazoa, Rotifera, Eurotatoria, Adinetida, Adinetidae. The record is from the annotation of a GenBank genome assembly.
AUGCCAUUCAAUCCAGCUCCGUUACACCGCUCAAUAGAAAUUAAGGACUUAACAUAUCUAACUGAAAAAGAUAAAGAACACAUCGCUGAGGAUGCUCAAACAACGGAUAGUUCAAUUCAUCCGAGUCCUGAAGUAGACGAUCUAGCUCACGUCUCAUUAGAAGAUGCAAAUAAUUUAUUAGCCGCUGACGAAACGAAAAUAAAAAUGGGUGCGUCAGGAACCAAACGAGCCAUUCAAGCUGAAUUAUCUCAAGACCAACUUGACUAUUUAAAAAUGCGAACACGAAUGACAGAAGAAGAAAUUCAAAAAUGGUUUCAUGGUUUUUAUAAAGAUUGUCCGGACGGUCUCUUAACACAAAAGCAAUUUAUUCUCAUGUAUAAUCAUGCGUUUCCAGACGGAGAUGCAACGCAAUAUGCUAAAAGAGUAUUUGCUACUUUUGACAAAGAUAAUUCAGGGAAAAUUGAUUUCACUGAAUUUCUCUUAGCAAUGGAUUUAAUGGAAAAUGGCAAUUUAGAUGAAAAACUUCGUUAUGCAUUUCAAUUAUACGAUAUUGAUAAAAACGGAAUUUUAACUAAGUCAGAGAUUGAAACAAUUAUCAAGAUGAUUCUUUCACUCCGUGGUGAAGCAAACAAUGAUCGUUUGAAAAGCGAUGUUAUGAAACACUUGAAGCAAUUUAUUACAAAAUUUGAUGAAAAUAAUGAUGCGAAAAUAAGUCAAGAUGAAUUUUGUCGGAUAUGCUCACAAGACGAAUAUCUUAGAGAAUUCUUAUCACCAAAUUUUUCCACGUAA